Messenger RNA from Penicillium waksmanii, 1311 nucleotides. RefSeq names its product putative DNA mismatch repair protein. The coding region runs from base 1 to 1311 and encodes 436 amino acids. Gene Ontology annotation, cellular component: MutLalpha complex. The record is from RefSeq and is a predicted model, not a curated record. NCBI's taxonomy places the organism in Eukaryota, Fungi, Ascomycota, Eurotiomycetes, Eurotiales, Aspergillaceae. Gene Ontology annotation, biological process: mismatch repair. The transcript is spliced from 3 exons. Gene Ontology annotation, molecular function: ATP binding; mismatched DNA binding; ATP-dependent DNA damage sensor activity.
AUGCCCAUCGAGGCUCUCCCGCAGGACACAGUUCGAGCCAUUGGGUCGACAUCAGUUAUAUCCGAUCCCUGCUCUGUGGUGAAAGAGCUUGUUGACAAUGCCUUGGAUGCAUCUGCGUCAUCCAUAAGCGUUGAACUAUCCCUGAACACCAUUGAUGUCAUCCAAGUCAAGGACAACGGUAUCGGUAUCUCGGCCGAUGACCACCCUGGUGUUUGCCGGCAUGCAUGUACGAGCAAAAUUCAGACUGUUGAGGAUCUGAAGAAUAUCGGAGGGACCUCCUUUGGCUUCCGUGGCGAAGCUUUAGCGAGCGUGGCGGAGAUGUCAGGCGGCGUCACCGUUACUACGCGAACUACGUCAGAGGUGAUUGGGUCGUGUGUCAAGUAUAGUCGAGAGGGCGAGAUUUUGCAAAAUCAGCGGACAGCCCACCCGGUAGGGACGACAGUUCGCGUCACGGACUUUCUCAAGCACAUCCCUGUCCGCAGACAGACUGUGCUCAAGGGGACCACAAAGGCUUUUACCAAGAUUAGAAAACUUCUGCAAGCCUAUGCCUAUGCUCAGCCUUCUUGUCGGUUGUCUCUCAAAUUUCUCAAGGCGAAAAACGAGAGCAAUAACUGGAUGUAUGUACCUAGUCCAGAGGCUGCAAUAAGCGAUGCGGCUGUCAAGAUUGCUGGAAGAGACGCUUCUUCAUGCUGCAGUUUGAAGGACGUUUCGUCGGACGUGAACACCCAAAAUGGAAGCAACUUGACCUCGGGCACAUACCGUUUGGGUGCCUUUCUUCCAAGGCCAGAUAUAGACUUCUCCAAAAUAAAUCAUAUCGGCCAGUUUGUCAGCCUUGAUGGCAGACCAUUGUCCUCAUCCCGGGGAAUUUCUCAUGACAUUGUGAAGUUAUUCAAGUCUUACCUCCGCUCGGCUGCUUCCAAGGAUGGGUUUUCGAAGACCAUCGUCGAUCCAUUCCUCUGUCUACAGAUAGAGUGUCCACAGGGUGCCUACGACGUGAAUAUAGAACCGGGAAAAGAUGAUGUGCUCUUUGAAGACCGAGAAAUAAUGUUGUCUCUGGCGGAAAACCUGUUGCGAGACUUUUACGGCCAGCUACCUGUGGACACAAAGAAAAGCCCAACCAAAGACAAGUCUACAUCUUCCAACACAGCGGGAACGACCACUGGCUUCAAUGUCCUCAUGGCCAGAAAACACACCGAAGGACCGCCAGCUAACCAACCAGCCAAUGUCAGGGAGCUCCCGGUCAGUCACUCUACCAGGAAGCCACCCUCCCAUCCCCGUCCCAAAUACACGCCGAAAAUUCUCCUACGAUAG